This is a messenger RNA of Gastrolobium bilobum, 543 nucleotides long. RefSeq lists its product as uncharacterized. The transcript is spliced from 2 exons. Lineage: Eukaryota; Viridiplantae; Streptophyta; Magnoliopsida; Fabales; Fabaceae. The coding region runs from base 1 to 543 and encodes 180 amino acids. The record is from RefSeq and is a predicted model, not a curated record.
AUGGUGGUGGUGAUGGUUGAUAAUCGUGGUGACGGUGAUGGUAGUGGUGACAACAGUGACCACAGUGAUGAUGGCGAUGGUGGUGGUGGCAGUGGCAGUGGCAAUGGCAUGAUAAUGGUAGUGGUGGCAGCAGGAGUGGAGGAAGAGGAUGACGGAAAGACUCAUUUUUCUUGUACACAUAAGGCAAGGAGAUGGAUGUACAUAGUUUGGGAGAAAGCCUUGAUUGUGAAGCUUUUGGGACGAACUACUGGAGUUACAUUUAUGAAGAAAAAGAUUGAGUCCUUCUGGGCAAGGAAGGGAAGAGUGAAUAUCAUUGAUAUCGGGAAUGAGUUUUAUGUGGAGCAAUUUAGUAAUGGCGUGGAUAUGGAUUUCGCUCUGAAUGAAGGCCCUUGGGUUUUAGGGAACUACUUGUCAUUAAGAAAAUGGGUACAAGCUUUCAGGCCUAAUGCUGAGGGCAUCUCGAAGAUAGCAUCAUGGAUACGAUUACCAGAUAUCCCUUUGGAAUUUUACGAUGAGGCAUUUUUUCGUCGAGUGGGGAAUUAG